UAACGUGGCAUGAUUCUAUUGGUGUUUCACAGGUCGUCGGGAUUGAGAGAAACAAGCAAUAAUGAAAAGAAACACUAGUCACUCCCAUCGUCCAACCUCUGUCACUCUCUCUCCACUUUCUCUCUCUAGCUUUGUGUUUUCUCUUCCUCUGUAAUUCCCAAAUUUCUCCACCAUUUCUCACUCUAAUGCUCUCAAUCUUUCUGAAUAACAAUUCUGCAAUGCAUGAUCUUUCGAUUACACCCAAAUUCGAGAAUUAGAACCCGAGUUUUCACCGAGUUUUUGACUCAAUACUCACUCAGAAAUGCUUGAAGCACUGGAGAGUUCUGUUAAUGGAGGAUUUUCGCAGUUACAGAGCUAUGGAGACAGUAGCGAAGAAGAGCUCUCUGUUCUGCCUCGCCACACCAAAGUGGUUGUGACCGGUAACAACCGGACCAAGUCGGUGCUCGUUGGCCUCCAAGGGGUGGUCAAGAAGGCUGUUGGUCUCGGCGGGUGGCAUUGGCUGGUUCUUACAAAUGGAAUAGAAGUGAAGCUACAAAGGAAUGCACUUAGUGUAAUUGAAGCUCCUACAGGAAAUGAGGAAGACGAUGACCUUGAAUUUGAGAAUCUGCAGUGGAAUGGCUCAGAUAUGACAUCAGAUGAUACUCAAAAGCCUCACAGAUCAAGGCAUCGCAUGCAUAAAUCAUCCGGGUCAUUUCAUGAGACUAUGAGCAGGACUCUCUCUUGUGACUCCCAGUCUAAGGGCUCUGUUUCUACUUAUCGGGGAGCUACGAAGGUCGACCUCAGCAAACUAGAGAUGGCUGCGUUAUGGAGAUAUUUGCAACAUUUCAAUCUUGUGGAUGCCAUCCCUAACCCAUCUAAAGAGCAACUAAUUGAUGUCGUUCAGAGGCAUUUCAUGUCACAGCAAUUGGACGAGCUGCAGGUCAUCACGGGGUUUGUGCAAGCUGCAAAGAGGCUGAAGACUGUGUGCAAAUAACCUCGAAAAAAAGCAAGAUCUUUGCAUUUGGUUGUUGACACUAACAGACGCUGGUUACCUAAACCUCUUCCCUCUGCGGUGAUAUCUGUACGUAGCAUAUGUAUCCUUGGCUCGUUAAUGUCUCGUUAGGUUGCCAUUUACUGUUUAAUUUAUAUAAUAUAUAGAGGUACAAACUUUGUAGUCAUAGUUAUGUAAAUAUUUGUAGACUGGUGAGAGACUUGGGAAGCCCUGUGGCUUUCUAAAACUUGAUUUAAUGUAUUGCUGACUGACUGAUGGAAGUGGGGUUUUUUUCUUCUCA
Messenger RNA from Cornus florida, 1271 nucleotides. RefSeq lists its product as uncharacterized. The transcript has 6 exons. Lineage: Eukaryota; Viridiplantae; Streptophyta; Magnoliopsida; Cornales; Cornaceae. Gene Ontology annotation, cellular component: histone deacetylase complex. Bases 302 to 973 code for a protein of 223 amino acids. Gene Ontology annotation, biological process: regulation of DNA-templated transcription. Gene Ontology annotation, molecular function: protein binding; transcription coregulator activity. The record is from RefSeq and is a predicted model, not a curated record.